GGCUUGCAUUCAUUCGAUCGGCAACAUUCCAAGCGAACGCAUCGCUGCAAGAAAGAUUGUGGAAAAUAAGAGAGAAAGAUAAAGAAGGAUUGCCAGCGUGAAGAUCGUUAUCAAUUUUACUACAAUAUUCGAAAAGAAAACCAAAGAAUGGCCGAUAUCACGAGCAGCUUGAAGAUUCUCUUCCAGGGCGAGACCAACCUCAUCACUUGCGGAUCCUCGAACACCUACGAAGAGGUCAUCUCCCAAGCCAUGACCCGCUUUGCCAUUCCGGAGACCCAAAGGAAAGCCCUCAUCCUGACCAACGGCAAGGACUACGUGUUUGAGGCGCAUUUACUGGAGUAUUUCCUGCUUCUGUUUCCCUGCCCGGAGAUUACCUUUCACCUGAGAUUUGACUGGUCAAAGAUGCGCCGCAGCAUGGGCCAGACCGAGUCCCUUAAGCGAAAGCGUCUAGUGGAUUUGGAGCAAACCGAGGGCCAGAAGGAGGAGGACCAAGAAAAGGAGGAUCCGGUGCCGGAGUACAAGCCGGUGCCCGUCUACCGGAUGAAUUGCUUCCUGGGAUCGCUGCCCACUGCCGGCGCCAUGCCCGUGCAUCGUCAGAAUUGUUUCCUUAGGGAACAGUCGCAGCAGCAGUUGAAUGAGAUUUCCAUACCUCGGCUGCAGGAGGACGAUGACCAGCAGAAGGAGCCGCCCAAGAAGCGCCAGCGCGUGGACGUCUGUACGAAGCCAAGACGCACUGCGUCCACGUCAGUUGGUCCAUCUCCUGUUCCUGUCAUGCGCACGAUUCGCAUUUAGGUCGCCAAUCACGGAUUGUACAUAGCUCUAGUACGUAUACGAUACUCCAAUUAGUUGUAUUUAUAAGCUAAAAGGUUGAACCAUUGUUCCUAAGACUCAAACUGCACUUAUCGCACCAAACAAACGUCCAAACCAAAUGUUAUAUUAUGUAAAAUAAUCAUUUUUGUUGAUAAUUUUAAGCUAUGUGAAUGCAACAUACUUUAGAUCCUAAUCAAUCUUGUGGUCUAUUAUGAUUUGAGAUUUAAUUAAUCGCCGUAAUACACUAUA
Drosophila mauritiana is the source of this 1059-nucleotide messenger RNA. RefSeq lists its product as uncharacterized. The coding region runs from base 148 to 792 and encodes 214 amino acids. The transcript has 2 exons. NCBI's taxonomy places the organism in Eukaryota, Metazoa, Arthropoda, Insecta, Diptera, Drosophilidae. The record is from RefSeq and is a predicted model, not a curated record.